AUCAUAGCAUGUAAAAGAAGUCAUAACGUUUGUUGAUCGCUCUAACUACAGUAUAUAAGUCUAAUCUCACAAGACAAGUUUUUUUCCGACCACAAUGUUAGUCACAGGAACAGACUCACCAACAGCAGAUCUGAGAGAAGGCAGGCACUCAGGAAGCUCUGCAAAGUUGUUCUGAAAGAAAGAAGAAGAAACGCUUACUGAAUUGAAUGUUAUAUAAAAGGAGAAGGAAGCCCCUUGUGACAAGAGACACAUUCAAAACAAUAAGUAAGUAAUGUAUCAUCUGAUAAUAUGUAAUUAUGUACGAUUAGAUUAAAAAUCAAUGUUUGUGUUAUUACAUUGUUAUGACAUAUACCGUAUUCAAGAAGAUAGAUGCCUGUGCCUCUAACUAACUACACAGUACCAUUAGGUCUUAUGAGGAUAUUAGAAAACCUCUGAUCAGCUGUGGAAAAUGUUGUAGGCUACUCAAUGUGUGAAGUAAUGAGAAGGGGAUGAUAUUUUGGCUUUAAGAAUUUGCAACAUAAUGUUGUACAACAAGGGGCAAGUCAGGAUACUGGAACUUACUUUUGAAGCAGAGAUUGUGAAAUGGAGAAUUUUACCAUGCCAUUGUGUGCACUGAAUAUGUGUGUAUGCAAACGUUGAGGAUUUACUAAGAAUGUUGGUUCAACACCUUAUCAAUGUAUGUAUGUGGUAUUCUAUGUUUCUAUCAAUAGGGAUAUAGUAUACAUAUGGUUCUUAUGCAUACAGUAAAUAAGAGCCAAUGGCUAAACUGAUGUGCAUUUACUUUUGAAUAUAAUGUUAACAAAACACCUUUACAUUAAAUCAGUUAUUUGUCAACAUUCAUAAGAAUUAGCUUAGAUCCUUUGUGCAUCUCCUGGUCACUUUAUCAUUGCUCUCUCAGCAGUGCUACAGAGGCCGGGUCAAUAACACCUAAGGUCAGCCAUGUAGCCUUUUAAGCUCUCAGAGCAGAGCUCUCUCUGGUGGUAAUGUGCUCUGAUACUCCCUGGGGAUAGGCUCUAACUAUCUUUCUGCAUCUGACUCUCGCUCUGCUCUCCAAGCUCAUCCCCAUCGCUUUAUCCAUAGCAUCCCUCCCUACUACUCACAGUAGUAGUGAGUAAGAUUCAAACAUACACACACACCCUCUGUCCAUAGAGGUUGAAUUGUCUUGCGGUUGUGUAUUUAAGAUGUUUAUUUAAUAUAAGGAUGAUAUGAUAGACAGAGACAUAAGAGAAAAUGUGAUCCAACAGAGCACUCUGUGAAAUUAUCUUUCUACUUGCGUGGAAGGAAUUAAUUCAUCUCUGUGUAAGUACAGUUAUCUGUAUGUUAGACCUUCAGGUCCCAAAUGGUUUCAUGUCCAUAUUUGAAUUGUUGAAUUAUAAGCAGGUGUUGAUGAUGGCUUUGCAUUUGCUUUGUUUAUGUGGCAGGGUUCAGUUCUUCUAUUGCUAUAACUGAAUUCUCUCCAAACUGUAAACAUUCACUCCUGUCGACAUGUUGUGCAUGAGAUCACUGUGAGAAACUGUACUGUAGGGCAGGCUACUAGCAGACACCUGAAUAUAACCAAAUUACAAUUGCUCACUGUUUGGUUUUGCAUGUUUGCAUGCUAGUUAUUAGUUAGAUGUGUCUGAAACUGUGAUUCUAAAAUUGCUUUGUUUCCAUGAUGAUCCAUGAUGUCAUUGUCUACCAGUCUAGUCGUUUUUAAACAAGGUCUGCACAUGAGGACAAUUCAAAUGUACACCGUUACAUAAAGACUAUCAGAGCAGAAUAAAACAAGCCCAGCAAUAGAUUAUUCAGCCUGAGUUUCAGCUAUACUGCAGUUAAUGUGAAAAUGCUCCAUUAGCAUAAGAAAAACAAUAAUGUGUUCAAAUGAGGAACAGACAAUAUGUUGUGGUGGGAGAGAUCUCAUCGUUUAUGUGCUACAGUUGGUAGACACUGUGGUUUAGUUUUUUUGUAAGUAGGGAGGGGUUUUUAAUCAUAUGACACCGCAUCAGAAAAUAGCCUUUCUUGUCUGAGAGGAAGAAGCCAUCUUGAGCCCCAAUGGUUCCAGCAGCAUUAGAUGAGUAGAUGAGGAUCUAUAAUGUACGUCAAGUGACAGCAAAAUGCCGACAUCAAUUAUGCAUACAGACAUGAUCUCAUAGAGUGGAUAUGAGACAUUGUUCACGUGCUGCACACUGUUUUACACUGAGCGUGUGUGGUGCCAUGCAAAUGGACCUGAGGUUACACUAAUUUGUUUUACAGUAAUGGAUCAGCAGAAUAACAAUAUGCAAAAAAAAAAAACGUGACUAAUGUUGAGCAUUAGAUUAUUUGUUUUCAGAAUGCUGUAGCCCCUAGUAACACAGUUCUGUAUUAUUUCAUUCAUUUGUCUCAAGGGUAUCAUAAACGAAAAUAUUUGAUGAGAAUGAGAUAGAUCUAGAUGUUCCUUACGUGUUGUUCCCCUCAUGGUAGGCAGAGAAGACUUCAGAGUUUCACUCUGAGUCACUGUCAACCCCCUUCCUAUUUUCUAGGGCAUCUACAGGGAAAUAGCAAAACAAGUCAAUUCUCAUGCCAUCCUUUUUAGGAGAAAUCAUUUAAAUCCCCAUAAUAAUGAUUCAUUCGGAUCAGCUUCUCUUGAAGAUAAUUUAGAUUAUUUACAUUGUGUCUCAGUAAUGGCUGUCCUAAUUUUCAGCUGAACUGUCUGGGAAUGUUUUUUCAGUUAUUUAAGUAAAGAAAGGGUUCCAGGCCUGGAUAGAGUUUUGUAUUAGUUACAGUUGUCAUGGGGAAGUGCUAAUAAAUAACCAGCUUUGUUAGCCCCCUGGGGGUGAAACAUCACAUGUCUAAAAGCUGGUGUAUUCAGAGGUCAACUCUCUUAUUAUGUUUCAGAGGAUCUAGAUAAAUGGAGGAAAUUGUAAAGUCAAUGUCAAGUUAUUAAAAUGUGUAAGACCAAGCAAUAUUUGAUCAUGCCAAAACUCAGGAAGAGAACCAUGAAUGCAGUCCCUCACUGCAGAAAAAUUCAAUUCAAUUAGAAUUUGUCAAUCCUCUCAGGGGAUUUAUGAUAUACUGAACAUACUGUAUUUACAUGACUAUGAUGUGAUAUCACUGUAACUCCUCCUCUAGACGUCCAGUCUGAGGAGUCAUUAUGAGCAAGUCUAAGGGCCCAGAGUACCCUUCCUUCUCUCUGGAGACGGAUGACAGGACGGAUGAUGAGAGGGCACAGAGCAGACAGGUGAAGAAGCCUGACCGGCUGGUGUCUGCCCUAGGCAUGGGCAGUUCGGGGGGGCCCAAAGCCCCCAUGGACUCAGACUACCAGGAGGAGCUGGAGGAGGCUGCUCCCAAGAUCAGAUUCAAUCUCAAUUUUGACAAGUGAGACAGCACAUUCACUGAAUAUAAUAUCACAUAUUGUACUGUAUGGAGACAAAUGGUGUUUAAAGCCUGAUUGUAGGGCUAAGUCACACUAAUAACAUUGUUAAUACUGUUUGAGAAGACACAGCUGUCUUCCCUCAGGGAGGCGGUUUUGUUAAUCAGAAGUUCAUUUACAAUAUAACAUGCGAAUAAGGUCUUUGUUUUGAAGCCCUUUUGGGAAAGACCAUUAGUUUUUUGUUUCCAAUUGAAGAAGAAAUGCUUUCCCAAUACUAAAGUCGAACAUAUUUUUCUUUGUAGGAAAGUACGAGGUUUGGAGGAGAACAAAGAGGAGAGGGACAGCAAGAGGUUUGACAUCAAGAGGCUGUUUGAGGCCGUGUCCACUGGUGAUGUCAUGAAGCUGGAGGGGCUGCAUCAGUACUUGCAUCAGUCCAAGAAGAAGCUCUCCAACACUGAGUGUGAGGGGGACUAUGCGUUACAGUAUAUAGUAUUGUAUAAUUGUAGCAUUUUAGGGUAACACUUUACAUUACAGUGCUAUUAUUGCUGUGUAACUACUUGUGUUAUUAUAGCGUAAUGAGUAUUGUAAACUAACCCUAACCUUAGCUUCAUGUCCACACCUCGAAUCAAUCCUAACCCUACCCAUUACCCUAACCCUAGCUUGAUGUCCACACCCUGGCUCAACCCAAAACCUAGUGUCGUGACGUGACUUUCAUUAUUGUGAUGACUAUUAUUUAUCGAAUAAUGACCUACUAUGUUUAAUUGUUACUAGAUUAAAUUAAUCAUGUAACAAUUAACUCAUUAGGAGUUUGGGGCACCACGGGAAAAGUUGUUUAACGAGUUACCGUUUCCGAAUUAACUCUAAAGAUAUCUAGAUAUCUCUUAUCAUUUAACAGUCAUUUAUUAAUCAUUUACCUAAUAUCAAUCUCAUUCUGAAAGUCGUAGGCUCUGAAAGUCGUAGGCUCUUUAAGUCUGCACGAACCCGGGUCUUACUGAUCAUUCCGUACCACACAAAUUGAUUUCAUUAUUUAUUUACUAACUAAUUAAAAAUGAUAACAUUUACAUUACAUUUACGUCAUUUAGCAGACGCGCUUAUCCAAAGCGACUUACAAAUUGGAUAACACAAGAUACAAACACGUACACGGUAUAGGUAGGGAUUAGAAACGUAAUACAAUGAAAACCGGUCCUUAGCGGACUAACACAAUAUGACACUUGUUACAAAAGAUGGCGAGUUAAAGCGAGAGAGAGAGAGAGAGAGAAAACACUUGGAUACACAUGGACCUAUGCUCACAGUAAUCCUAAUACUUUGCCCCGAACUGCCGCCCGUUUGGGAAGAAAAGCAAUGCAUGUAUUUACGUGUUGGAGGUCUUCGUUGUGUAUCUCUGUUGGACCCAGGCCUUCGUGGGAAAGGGUUGAUUGGGCCUUCUCUUUUGGAUGGCCUUUUAGAUGUAAGGCUCAUAUUGUCCACAAGAGGUCACAAUGUCCUUCUUCUUAGUUGUCUGUUUACUUUCACUUGUUCUGGAAGUGGUCUUCUGAGGAUGGCUAAUCAGCCGUGUCGAUGAUUCCCUGUGGGGUGAUGAGAGCAGUGUAGCAGAUGAUGGCUUGAAGAGAGUAACAUGAUGGUCCCACUUAAAUUCACCUUCUUAGAUACAGUACUUAGAACAGCUACUCAGCCGUAACAUUGAUUGUUAGUGGAGGCAACUUUGUCGUCUUCACCUCGUGUUGAUUUUCAGGGUCGGGACCAAUAUGGACGAAAGCUGCAGCUUGAGGUCCGUCUAGUCUGAUCUGAUAUUUCUUAUCUCAAUCUUUUAUACACUCUGGUAAAGAGGGCCGUUUCCGUCGUACUGACAUGCUCUCUGAGCUCCCUCGGGUGUGGCUAGUUACGAGGCAAAAGUAUUAUCAUCACUAUGAUUUUGUUAGAAAGCUAAAAUCACAUUCCUAUCUUCACGAAAACAUUGUCUUCCUCCUUGAUAUUUUCUACACAACAUAUUGGAUGUAAACCUGAUAUACACAAUGUAAAAGCUCUUCAAGUCACAAUGUUUUCAUUAUAACGCCUUCAUACCAUUUUUAAUGACAUCACAAAAUAUACAUUAAUUUUCCAUAUUCCAUUUCUCAUCAUUCCCAACGUUUGGAUGUUGAAAUAUAUUGUCCCAAUGUUCAUUGUUGGAUGUUGAAGUUUUUGGGCAGCAAAAAGUAUCUGAAACAAAGGCAUCACUUUCACCAUUCUGGAGUGCCAGAUAUAGAUUCUCAUCUCUAAUUUAUGGCAGUAUUAAGGUGUCAAGACCAGAACAGCCCCCCUGUGGGUAAGAUGGUCUGGUUGUUGUCGGCCAUUUGCCAAGCUGAUGUGAGGCCUUUGAUCCUCACCCAGGGAGAGUCAUGACACUAGCCAUUAACCUAACCCUACCUUCAUGUCCACACACUGGCUCAACCUUAACCCUAGCUUCAUGUCCAUACCCCGGCUUAACCCAAACCCUAAAUCUAACCCUAGCUUAAUGUUCACACCCCAGCUCAACCCUAACUCUAGCCAUUACCCUAAACCUAACGCUAGCUUAAAGUCCACACCCUGGCUCAACUCUAACUCUAGCCAUUACCCUAACCCUAUCCCUAGGUUCAUGCCCGCACCCCAAUCCAACCUUAACCCUAGCUUCAUGUCCACAUUCCAGUUAAACCCUAACACUAGCAUCCAUCCUAACUUUAACUUCAUGUCCAUGUCCCAGUUCAACUCUAACCCUAACCUCAACCCUACCCCUAACCCUAGAGUGGUAAUACAUUGUACCUAUAGCUGUAACACUAACGCUGACCCUCAAGUGUAUUACUUUAUACCCCAUUCUUUCACCUCUUGCUCUCCUAGAUCAAUCGUAUGGUAAAAAUGUCUUGCUGAAGGCUCUACUGAAUCUGAGAAACGGCAGAAAUAACACAAUUGAAUAUCUCCUUGACAUCUCAGAGAAGAUGGGGGACAUCAAGGAAUUUGUAAAUGCUGCAUACACAGACAGCUAUUACAAAGGUGAACUUUCAUAUAACCAGAAUUAUCAUUACUUGAUGUUGUUCAUUUAUUCCACACAUGCCUCUAAAACUCAGUUUUAUGUACACAGCCCUCAACCAAUGUAACAUACAAAUACGGUCAUGUAAGUGUAUACAGUGCCUUCGGAAAGUAUUCAGACCCCUUGACUUUUCCCACAUUUUGUUACGCCUUAUUCUAAAAUGGAUUUAAAAAAUAAUAAUCCUCAGCAAUUUACACACAAUAUCCCAUAAUGACAAAGCGAAAACAGGUUUUUAGAAAGUUUUGCAAAUGUAUAAAAAAAAAAAAAACAGAAAUACCUAAUUUACAUAAGUAUUCAGACCCUUUGAUAUGAGACUCGAAAAUGAGCUCAGGUGCAUUCUGUUUCCAUUGAUCAUCCUUGAGAUGUUUCUACAACUUGAUUGCAGUCCACCUGUGGUAAAUUCAAUUGAUUGGACAUGAUUUGCGCGGCAGGUAGCUUAGUGGUUAAGAGCGUUGUGCCAGUACCUGAAAGGUUGCUGGUUCUCAUCCCAGAGACUAGGUGAAAAAUCUGUCGAUGUGCCCUUGAGCAAGGCACUUAACCCUAAUUGCUCUGGAUAAGAGCGUCUGCUAAAUGACUAAAAUGGAAAUGGAAAUUUGGAAAGGCUAUAUAAGGUCCCACAGUUGACAGUGCAUGUCAGAGCAAAAACCAAGCCAUGAGGUCGAAGGAAUUGUCCGUAGAGCUCAGAGACAGGAUUGUGUCGAGGCACAGAUCUGGGGAAGGUUACCAAAAAAAUUAUGCAGCUUUGAAGAUCCCCAAGAACACAGUGGCCUCCAUCAUUCUUAAAUGGAAGAAGUUUGGAACCACCAAGACUCUUCCUAGAGCUGGCCGCCUGGCCAAACUGAGCAAUCGGGGGAGAAGGGCAUUGGUCAGGGAGGUGACCAAGAACCUGAUGGUCACUCUGACAGAGCUCUAGAGUUCCUCUGUGGAGAUGGGAGAACCUUCCAGAAGGACAACCAUCUCUGCAGCACUCCACCAAUCAGGCCUUUAUGGUAGAGUGGCCAGACGGAAGCCACUCCUCAGUAAAAGGCACAUGACAGCCCGCUUGGAGUUUGCCAAAAGGCACCUAAGGACUCUCAGACCACGAGAAACAAGAUUAUCUGGUCUGAUGAAACCAAGAUUGAACUCUUUGGCCUGAAUGCCAAACGUCACGUCUGGAGGAAACCUGGCAUCCAUCCCUCUCUGAAUGUCCUUGAGUGGCCCAGCCAGGACUUGAACCCGAUCGAACAUCUCUGGAGAGACCUGAAAAUAGCUGUGCAGCAACGCUCCCCAUCCAACCUGACAGAGCUUGAGAGGAUCUGCACAGAAGAAUUGGAGAAACUCCCCAAAUACAAGUGUGCCAAGCGUGUAGCGUCAUACCCAAGAAGACUUGAGGCUGUAAUCGCUGCCAAAGGUGCUUCAACAAAGUAAUGAGUAAAGGGUCUAAAUACUUGUAUAAAUGUGAUAUAUAUAUAUUUUUAAAUAUAAAUUAGCAAAAUUAUAUAAACACCUGUUUUUGCUUUGUCAUUAUGGGGUAAUGUGUGUAGAUUGAUGAGGGAAAAAAACAAUUUAAUCAAUUUUAGAAUAAGGCCGUAACCUAACAGGCCAUCAUUGUAACUAAGAAUUUGUUCUUACCUGACUUGAAAUAAAAACAUAGAAAAUACCAAAUGUGGAAAAGGUCAAGGGAUCUGAAUACUUUCCGGAGGCACUGUAUGUAAGGCCAUGCAUUUUCUGAUAGUCUAUCCUUUGUAUCUACGGAUCAAAUAGGCCAAACAGCCCUUCAUAUUGCCAUUGAGAGAAGGAGCACCUAUUUUGUUGAGCUAUUGAUCAAGAAAGGAGCAAACGUCCAUGCCAAAGCCUGUGGGAAAUUCUUCCAGCUCCAUGAUGGACCCAGCUUCUACUUUGGUGAGUGUGUCAGUAUCACUGAGCCUUGAACAGUAUCCUUCUCUGGUAGGUUUGACAACACUCUUCUGCUUGUCAGGCGUCUAGUCAUCCCUCUGAGAAUAAUCAUUCCCUUCUUUAUAACUAAGGGAACACAGUUGUCACUGUUGUGGUGGGUAGGGUAAUAGAAAGGACAUUGAAUUGAGGGCAAAUGUAUUUAUAGGUGAGCUGCCUCUGUCCCUGGCUGCGUGCACCAACCAGCCUGAGGUGGUGGACUUCCUGCUGGAGAACGCCUACCAGCGUGUGGACGUGAGGGAGAAGGAUUCCCUGGGUAACAUGGUGCUGCAUGCCCUGGUGGUGGUGGCUGAUAACACACCAGAGAACACUGACUUCAUCACCUCUAUGUACGACUACAUACUCACCACGGCUGCCCGCCUGCACCCCAAAUGGAGGCUGGAGGACAUAGAGAACAACCAGGGCCUGACGACUAUAAAACUGGCUGCCAAGACUGGCAAAAUCGGGGUAAAGGAGGAGUCCAAUACGGAGUGAUGUUGUAAUGGUGAUCGGCCCACUAAAGACCUUCUGGAGAACAGAUCAACAGUUUGUUGUUUCCAAAUUAUAUAAUCUCAUCUUCAUUGUAAUAUUUUGUUCCUGUUAGACGUCCGAAGAAAAUGCAUUGUUCCUCCAUAUGUGUUUAUCAUAAUCUGCUACAUCCUUCCAUUACGUGUAAAUCAAUUGUUGUAUUCCUCCUCUAGCUAUUUAAGCACAUGAUGCAUCGUGAAUUCCAGAAGAGGGAGACCAGACACCUGUCCCGUAAAUUCACUGAGUGGGUUUACGGACCCGUCCACUCCUCCCUGUAUGACCUGGCCUCACUGGACUCCUACGAGAAGAACUCUGUCCUGGAGAUCAUAGUCUACAGCAGUGACAUGCCUGUGAGUCACAUUCAUAUAAUAAUGAGCAAAUCAUAAGCCCUGUUUAUACCUAGUGCUAACAUGCCACCUUUGUCCUGGUCUUGUCCACAUUCUGAUUGUGGCCAGAUUUUCAGACAUGCGUCUACACAUCUGUCCACUGUGUCUGCAUUGUGACCAAAUUUGCUGAUCCCUCCCUCUAUGCAAAUUAUUUGAGAGGUAUUCUUUCAAAAUAAUAUUUGUUUAUUUAUUUAUUUUAAGACACAUAAUAUUGAUGGCCUGAGUCAAUGGUGCCACCUGUCAAUGAUUUUAGAGGGCUGGAUAAUGAUCAUUUAAAUGGUUUCACUGUCCAGAUUCGUCUACACUUCCAGACAUAACAUGUGCCUGACUACCUCUGAAGGUGGUCAGGAAGAUCAGAUCACAAUCAGAUCAAAAUGCAUCUUUUUAAAAAUAUGUUUAUAUUUUAUUUUAUAUUUUAUAAACAAUACAAAACAUACACAUACAAACGACAACAUCGUACAAACAUCAACUACAUCACACCUGCCCUGACCCACUAGCACACACCCCCAUCUCCAGGGCCCACAUCACUCUAUGCCACAUGACCUCAAACUGCACCAUUUUGUUUCUCUCCAUAGCCCACGCACUUUCAAUUUUUAGAUAAAGCAUUUGACCUUUCCAUUGCGUAACGACGGAGCAUUGGUUGAUUUCCACUUUUUAAGUAUAUGUUUUUUAAAGAUGAUUGACGAGUGAAGUAUCGUCCAACGCAUUGGGUAUCUCACUGCACCCCCUCAUAUGCCAUGUCUUGAAAUAUACAGACUGAUGGAUUAAAAGUACAUUUACAUUGUAAUACUUCUGAAAGCCAACUUUCUAACUCCGCCCAUAACUUUUGGACUUUCUAACAUUCCCAGAAGGCAUGGAUUAUUGAGUCAUUAUUAGUUUUAAAUUUCAGACAUGACUCUGCCUUUGUGCUGUAGAAUUUGUGAAUUUUGUCUCAAUAUAAAUACAUUCUAUAAAUUAAUUUAUACUGGAUUAAGCAUAACUUUUUGUUAACUGUAAUCUUGUUAGUUAUGUUCCAACAAUAUCAGUUAUUUUUAUGUCUUGGUUCCAAUAGUUUAUAUAUUUUUCUAAGAGGUUGUCAGUUGGAUAGGCUCUCUGCAAGGUUUUGUAUAGUUUACCUAUCAUGUGAAUAUCCUUUUCUGACUCAAAUAGGAUUCCCGCAAGAUUGCUCUGAUGUCCAAAAGAUUCUGUGAUAUAACACUUUUAAAUUGCAUGUCUUUGAAAAUAUUGCUUUUUAAAGCUGUAAUGUAAAUACAUGUAUUUCCUAUUACCAAGUAAUUUACAGUUUCUAUGCCUUUAGUUUUCCAUGUGGUCCAAUUUAUCGGUGAAUUCUGGAAAGCUAUCCAAGGAUUGUUCCAUAGGGUUGUGUUUUUAGGGAGUGAUAUUGGUUCUUGUAGAAUACGUUUCAUUUUCUUCCAUAUUGCUUUAGUGUUCUUAACUAUGAAGUUAUUAAUGUUCUUAGCUUUAUCCUUUGAAAAUAGACACGUAAAAAGAUUCUGGGGAUGAGCAUCUUAACCAUCUACACCUGUCUAAAGAAUAUGGGCACAAUCAGAAUGGGUCCGUGCUAUCCGGGAUGCUUGGGACAUCUCUACCCCAUUGCAGUUGACAUUUUAAAUGGUUAAGCUAAGGGUUAAGGUUAGGGUUAGGUAAGGGUUAUGGUUAGGGUAAGGGUAGGGGUUAAGGUUAGGGUAAGGGUUUAGAGUAUGGACGUCCCAAGGAGCCCGGAUAGCACUGACUAAUCAGAAUAUGGACAACAUUAGGAAGGACUCAUGUUUGCACCAGGUAUAAAUGGGGCUCUAGAUGCCAUUUCCUGCUGUUGUGCCCUUGAGCAAGGCACUUAACCCCUAAACUGCUCCAUGAGUGCUGCACUGUGAUUGACCCUGUGCAGCUGUGCUCCAACCUCUCUGUGUGUGUCUCUAUCAAUCAAUCAAUCAAUUUUAUUUUAUAUAGCCCUUCUUACAUCAGCUAAUAUCUCGAAGUGCUGUACAGAAACCCAGCCUAAAACCCCAAACAGCUAGUAAUGCAGGUGUAGAAGCACGGUGGCUAGGAAAAACUCCCUAGAAAGGCAAAACCUAGGAAGAAACCUAGAGAGGAACCAGGCUAUGAGGGGUGGCCAGUCCUCUUCUGGCUGUGCCGGGUGGAGAUUAUAACAGAACCAUGCCAAGAUGUUCAAAAAUGUUCAUAAGUGACAAGCAUGGUCAAAUAAUAAUCAGGAAUAAAUCUCAGUUGGCUUUUCAUAGCCGAUCAUUAGAGUUUAAAACAGCAGGUCUGGGACAGGUAGGGGUUCCAUAACCGCAGGCAGAACAGUUUAAACUGGAAUAGCAGCAAGGCCAGGCGGACUGGGGACAGCAAGGAGUCACCACGGCCGGUAGUCCCGACGUAUGGUCCUAGGGCUCAGGUCUCUCAGUUGGCUUUUCAUAGCCGAUCAUUUAGAGUUGAAAACAGCAGGUCUGGGACAGGUAGGGGUUUCGUAGCCGCAGGCAGAACAGUUGAAACUGGAAUAGCAGCAAGGCCAGGCGGACUGGGGACAGCAAGGUGUCAUCAUGCCCGGUAGUCCUGACGUAUGGUCCUAGGGCUCAGGUUCUCAGAGAGAAAGAGAGAACGAGAGAAUUAGAGAGAGCAUACUUAAAUUCACACAGGACACUGGAUAAGACAGGAGAAGUACUCCAGGUAUAACCAACUAACCCCAGCCCCCCGACACAUAAACUACUGCAGCAUAAAUACUGGAGGCUGAGACAGGAGCGGUCCGGAGACACUGUGGCCCCAUCCGAAGAAACCCCCGGACAGGGCCAAACAGGAAGGAUAUAACCCCACCCACUCCGCCAAAGCACAGCCCCCGCACCACUAGAGGGAUAUCCCCAACCACCAACUUACAAUCCUGAGACAAGGCCGAGUAUAGCCCACAGAGGUCUCCACCACAGCACAAACCAAGGGGGGGGCGCCAACCCAGACAGGAAGAUCACGUCAGUAACUCAACCCACUCAAGUGACGCACCCCUCCCAGGGACGGCAUGAAAGAGCACCAGCAAGCCAGUGACUCAGGCCCUGCAACAGGGUUAGAGGCAGAGAACCCCAGUGGAGAGGGGAACCGGCCUGGCAGAGACAGCAAGGGCUGUUCGUUGCUCCAGCCUUUCCGUUCACCUUCACACUCCUGGGCCAGACUACACUCAAUCAUAUGACCUACUGAAGAGAUAAGUCUUCAGUAAAGACUUAAAGGUUGAGACCGAGUCUGCGUCUCUCACAUGGGUAGGCAGACUGUUCCAUAAAAAUGGAGAUCUAUAGGAGAAAGCCCUGCCUCCCUCUAAAGAGAGAAAGACUAAAAGAUAGAUCUACUAGCAUAAAAGUGUGGCUAUAUUAUAUAAAUAUUAUCAAAUAUAAUUUCAGAAUCGCCAUGAGAUGCUGCAGAUUGAGCCUCUGAACAGGCUACUGGAGGAGAAGUGGGACAAGUUCGCAGCUCGGAUGUUUUUCUUCAACUUCCUGGUUUACCUGGUUUACCUCUCGGUCUUCACUGCUAUCGCCUACAACAGGAAGAAAGGAACGGUGAGGUCUUUGCAUUAUCACAAUAAGCUACAUUAUUCUAGCCUGGAUGGAUCCGAAGCAAUUAAGUUUGGAUCCAUGCUAACAUCAUUCAGCUAUAGAGGAGAUCAAAUUAUUAUUUAUUAUUAGUUUUUUUAUUGUCACAUAUAGGUGCAGUGAAAUGUGUUGUUUUACAGGGUCAGCCAUUGUAGUACGGCGCCCCUGGAGCAAAUUAGGGUUAAAUGCCUUGCUCAAGGACACAUCGACAGAUGUGUCACCUUGAUGGCUCAGGUAUUCGAAACCAGCAACCUUUCGGUUACUGGGCCAACGCUCUAACCACUAGGCUACCUGCCGCCCAAAGUGUUGCCAAAGUGCUGUCCAAUGAGAGUUAUUUUAACUUCAGCUCAAUUUCUUCUCUCACCCACUGAUAUCCAGCCACCUUUUACUCUGGAGCAUACCAGACAGGAGUACCUGCGACUCGCCGGGCAGCUUUUUACAGCAGCGGGAGCCUUCUAUUUCUUCGUAGGAGGGGUAUGUGUGCAUGUGUGAUGUGCUUUGAUUAAAUUUGAAUUAAGGCCGGGAUUAAUUCCGAUCCGCGCUACAUACGUGUUAUAGCGCGCUUGACAUUUAAAGGUAUUUUCUAAUUGAGCCGACAUUCCUUGAAUGCGAUCUCCAUUAACGCGGUACGAUUGCCUGUAAAAGCUGUGUUGUCUACAAGCGCGAUUGGAUUGAAUCCCGGCCUAAAUGUUUGAAAUAUCAUUUAAUAAAACUGUAUUCAAAAGUGCGGUUUAUCAAAUGUUUUCUUUUUCUAUCCCAAGAUAUUAGACUUGAAGAGAAAACGUCCAAGCCUGGACACUUUGCUGAUUGACGGAUACAGUGAAAUCCUUUUGUAAAUCAUACAAAAUCUCUCCACACACACUAAUUAUUUGAUAGAUUAUGUAUCAGCUGCCCCUGCAUUGAACGUAAUAACAUUAGAUACUUUAACAAUAACUAAGGGAUUAGAAGAAGUUCUAAUAAGGACAACACCACAUCUUUCAGAAUGCCUUGCAAGCUUGUGGGCUAGACACACACACUCCUACUGGUACACACUGUAUAAUAACAUGCUGAAGUCAGAGCAGUCCAACACAGUGCUAGGCUAUCUUUUAUCCUGACAUCUUAGGAUACGUUUUUCUAAAUCAUGUUGAUAAUGUUUCUUGGCAGCUCUAUGCAUGUGUGUGUGUAGGAAGUUAGUGUUUCACUAGUGUCAGAGGUUAUCUCUCUGUGAUUCCAACUCUCUUCCGCAGUGAGUUGAUGAAACACUUGACUUCAAGUUGCCUUUGUGUGUAGUUUUCUGCAGGCGAUCUUCUUCCUGGCCUCCUCAGUGCUGUACUGCUGUGGUAGGGAGGAGUACCUGGGUUUUUUUGUGCUGUGUCUGGCUCUCAGCUGGGUCAACCUGCUCUACUUCUCCAGGGGAUACAGACACAUGGGCAUCUACAGUGUCAUGAUACAGAAGGUAUACAGGAUACCAGGGCUUGUUUUCACAAAGAGUCUCUGAGUACGAGUGCUGAUAUACGAUCACUUGCCUUUUAGAUCAUAUUGAAUACAAUUCUAUGUACAGGAGGGACCAGAUCCUAGAUCAGCUCUCCUACACUAAGACUCUAGAAUACAGGCCCUGUGACACUCUUACAGAGAAGCUAUAGGAUUCAUUGCCACAGGGUAUCUACCAUUGGCACAACAUUGGUGUUAUGACCGAGCUGUAGUUAUAAUCCACAGUUCCUUUGAUACUCUCUUUCUUACUCUGUCUUUUUUUCCCUUUGUAGAUGAUCCUAAGUGAUAUCUUGCGCUUUCUCUUUGUCUACGUUACCUUCCUCAUUGGGUUUUCAGCAGGUAUUUCAUCUUUCUUCUGUCAAUUUUGCACGCAGGGACACAAACACAGCCUGUCAGUGGCUCAUGAAUUUGUUUAUUCUUCUAACAUCAUCAAAAGACCUAUCAAAAUUGCAGAUGACAGUUCCCUCGUACAGUGACACUUCUAAACCACUGAAAACAAUUGAGAGUAUAAACAAACAAUAUGAGUAUAAACUCAUAUUGUAUCAAAAAUAUUUGAUACACUGCCGAUUUUGCAGGUUUUCCUACUUACAAAGCAUGUAGAGGUCUGUAAUUGUUUUAUCAUAGGUACACUUCAACUGUGAGAGAUGGAAUCUAAAACAAAAAUCCAGAAAAUCACAUUGUAUGAUUUUUAAGUAAUUAAUUUGCAUUUUAUUGCAUGACAUAAGUAUUUGAUCACCUACCAACCAGUAAGAAUUCCGGCUCUCACAGACCGGUUAGUUUUUCUUUAAGAAGCCCUCCUGUUCUCCACUCAUUACCUGUAUUAACUGCACCUGUUUGAACUCGUUACCUGUAUAAAAGACACAUGUCCACACACUCAAUCAAAGAGACUCCAACCUCUCCACAUUGGCCAAGACCAGAGAGCUGUGUAAGGACAUCAGGGAUAAAAUUGUAGACCUGCACAAGGCUGGGAUGGGCUACAGGACAAUAGGCAUGCAGCUUGGUGAGAAGGCAACAACUGUUGGCGCAAUUAUUAGAAAAUUGAAGAAGUUCAAGAUGACGGUCAAUCACCCUCGGUCUGGGGCUCCAUGCAAGAUCUCACCUUGUGGGGCAUCAAUGAUCAUGAGGAAGGUGAGGGAUCAGCCCAGAACUACACGUCAGGACCUGGUCAAUGACCUGAAGAGAGCUGGGACCACAGUCUCAAAGAAAGCCAUUAGUAACACACUAUGCCGUCAUGGAUUAAAAUCCUGCAGCGCACGCAAGGUCCCCCUGCUCAAGCCAGCGCAUGUCCAGGCCCGUCUGAAGUUUGCCAAUGACCAUCUGGAUGAUCCAGAGGAGGAAUGGGAGAAGGUCAUGUGGUCUGAUGAGACAAAAAUAGAGCUUUUUGGUCUAAACUCCACUCGCCGUGUUUGGAGGAAGAAGAAGGAUGAGUACAACCCCAAGAACACCAUCCCAACUGUGAAGCAUGGAGGUGGAAACAUCAUUCUUUGGGGAUGCUUUUCUGCAAAGGGGACAGGACGACUGCACCGUAUUGAGGAGAGGAUGGAUGGGGCCAUGUAUCACGAGAUCUUGGCCAACAACCUCCUUCCCUCAGUAAGAGCAUUGAAGAUGGGUCGUGGCUGGGUCUUCCAGCAUGACAACGAUCCGAAACACACAGCCAGGGCAACUAAGGAGUGGCUCCGUAAGAAGCAUCUCAUGGUCCUGGAGUGGCCUAGCCAGUCCCCAGACCUGAACCCAAUAGAAAAUCUUUGGAGGGAGCUGAAAGUCUGUAUUGCCCAGCGACAGCCCCGAAACCUGAAGGAUCUGGAGAAGGUCUGUAUGGAGGAGUGGGCCAAAAUCCCUGCUGCAGUGUGUGCAAACCUGGUCAAGACCUACAGGAAACGUAUGAUCUCUGUAAUUGCAAACAAAGGUUUCUGUGUCAAAUAUUAAGUUCUGCUUUUCUGAUGUAUCAAAUACUUAUGUCAUGCAAUAAAAUGCAAAUUAAUUACUUAAAAAUCAUACAAUGUGAUUUUCUGGAUUUUUGAUUCCGUCUCUCACAGUUGAAGUGUACCUAUGAUAAAAAUUACAGACCUCUACAUGCUUUGUAAGUAGGAAAACCUGCAAAAUCGGCAGUGUAUCAAAUACUUGUUCUCCCCACUGUGUAUAUAUAUAUAUAUAUAUAUAUAUAUAUAUAGAAAAACUCUGUCAAUGGACUGUAAUAAAGCAUUCUCUGUCCCUCCACAGCGGUGGUCACUUUGCUAAUGGAACCUGAAUUGCCAGCCAAUAAUACAGCAAAGCCAAUAAACAGCACAGGUGGAAAAGUUCGUACCUUUUUCCCUCCCACUGGGGAGGAUUCGUGUACGAAACCCACCUUCAGGAACAUCUCUCACACCAUCAUGGAGCUGUUCAAGUUCACCAUUGGCAUGGGAGACCUGGAGUUCACAGAGGGGUAAUAAUUGAUUUUCCAGAUGCUAAAAGGCUCUUUAGAUAGAAGGGAGGGGCACUCUCCUCAACCUUAUCCACUAAUCUCUAGCACCCACCUCAGUGAUGCCAAGGCAGCCAUUUUUGCGCCAGAAAGCUCACCACACAUCAGCUAAACAAUGCCAUAUACUGUACUAGCUAUCAUGGUGGAGAAGUGGGAGUUAUUUAGGCAAUAAGGAAUGUGUUUUUUUCUAGAUACCAGUACAAGGAAGUGUUUUACAUGCUGCUAAUCUCCUACAUCGUGCUCACCUACAUCCUGCUGCUCAACAUGCUCAUCGCCCUCAUGAGCCGCACUGUGGAGAAGAUGUCCCUGGAGAGCACCAGCAUCUGGAAACUACAGGUGAUCCACCACGGAUUGACUGACGGACAGAUAGACGAACUGACUGACGCAGGGAAAUGGCACUAAUGUGUUGUUUGUUUUUGUGGAUAGUUUGGUCUUAACUCAUUCAUUGUAAUGAACAUCUGUGUGUCUACAGCGGGCCAUCACCAUCCUGGACCUGGAGAGGAGCCUGCCCCGCUGCUUGAGAAGGAGGCUUCGUUCUGGGGUGGACAAGGACCUGGGGACCAGGGCUGGAGAGAAAGACCGCCGAUGGUGCUUCAGGUGGCCAAUUUAUUUACAUACUGUAGAUGUUGAAUCAAUGAUGAGAGAAUAGAUUCAUUAUUUCAGACAUCACAACCUGGUUGUAUCAGACAAAAGUACAUGUGAACAUACCUGUACAUUCCUAUUGGAUAACAUACAAAAUAAAGGAUGAAUUCUAUAGAUUUGAUUGCUUCCAACAUCAAUAACAUGACAAUCAUUCCCAACACUAACCCAUUUCGACAUGAACCCAUCAUAUCAGGAAAAUAUCAUUUCAAGCCCCUCAUACAACCACAGCUGUGUGAUUGUGUGUCUAGAAUUAAAUGACUGAAUGCACUGCCGUUGUGCACAGCAGCACCACAGCCUGGUACACGGUGUGCUGCAUCAUUGAUCUGCUUUCUGUGACAGCUGAUGGAUGUGUCAUACACUCAGGGACAGUAAUUGGAGCAUGUGUCUGUCUGUCUGUUUGUCUGUCUGUCUGGUCUCAGAGUGGAGGAAGUCAACUGGAAUAAAUGGAACACCAACCUGGGCAUAAUCAAUGAGGAUCCAGGGUGCGGAGAUACGGCCAGGCUGUCCCCUACACACAGUAGCCGAACGCUAGGCAGAGGUAUAGGCCUAGUGUGUGUGUGUGUGUGUGUGUGUGUGUGUGUGUGUGUGUGAGUGUGUGUGUGUGGGGAGAGAGAAACUAUUUGAGUUUAUGGUUUGGAGGCAUUUUUACAGCUUCUGAAUCACAUAAUAUUCUUCUGUCCAAAUCAGUACUAUUCAAAUGUAGGUACACCCAUCUAGUACCGGGUCGGACCCCCCUGAAUUCUUCAGGGCAUGGAUUCUACAAGGUGUGGCAUUCAAACGUUGCUCAAUUGGUAUCAAGGGACUUAACGUGUGCCAGGAAAACGUACACCACCGCCACCAGACACCAGGUGUACUGUUGACACCAGGCAGGAUGGGGCCAUGGACUUAUGCUGCUUACGCCAAAUCCUGACUCUGCCAUCAGCAUGACACAACAGGAACCGUGAUUCGUCAGAACAGGCAAUGUUUUUCCACUCCUCAAUUGUCCAGUGUUGGUGGUCCAACUUGUUUUUAGCUGAUAGAAGUGGAACCCGGUGUGGUCGUCUGCUGCAAUAGGCCAUCCGUGACAAGGACCGACGAGUUGUGCGUUCCGAGAUGCCGUUCUGUACACCACUGUUGUACUGCGCCGUUAUUUGCCUGUUUGUGGCCUGCCUGUUAGCUUGCAUGAUUCUUGCCAUUCUCCUUCGACCUCUCAUCAACGAGCUGUUUUCGCACACAGGACUGGCGCUGACUGGAUGUUUUUUGUUUGUCGCACCAUUCUCAGUAAACCCUAGACACUGUCGUGUGUAAAUAGUCCAAGAGGGCGUCCGUUUCUGAGAUACUGGAACCGGUGCGCCAGGCACCGACGAUCAUACCACGCUCAAAGUCGAUUAGGUCACUCGUUUUGCCCAUUCUAAUGUUCAAUCGAACAUUAACGGAAUGCCUCAAUGCCUGCUUCAUAUAGCAAGCCACGGCCACGUGACUCACUGUCUGUAGAAGCAAACCAUUGUCAUGAAUGGGGUGGUUUACCUAAUAAACUGGCCACUGAGUGUAUAUCGACAUUAAUAUACUGUAUCAGUCAUUUUGGCAUGCAUACAGUUAAACAUUUGAAUCUCCUUUUUCUCUACAGAGAGGAGCUGGCAGGGGUUCCUGGGAAAUGUCAGUCGAAGACAACGUACACAGCCUCGGCAACAAACACAAGUAGAGAGCACAGAGAUGUCCCCUCUCAGCCAUAUCUGAAGAUAGUCUGCUCUCUCAUCCUCCUGACCUAGAUGGUUCUGUCUUCCUUGCAAUGAUUGUGAUAUGUGGUUGUUUUGCCUAUGCACUGAUUGCAUCUGCUAAAUGACUAAAAUG
Messenger RNA from Coregonus sp. 'balchen', 19165 nucleotides. The record is from the annotation of a GenBank genome assembly. Lineage: Eukaryota; Metazoa; Chordata; Actinopteri; Salmoniformes; Salmonidae.